This is a messenger RNA of Linepithema humile (Argentine ant), 3236 nucleotides long. The record is from RefSeq and is a predicted model, not a curated record. Lineage: Eukaryota; Metazoa; Arthropoda; Insecta; Hymenoptera; Formicidae.
GCAUUACUGACAAAUUAGUAAUAUUUGAAAACUUCUAAAAGAGGUUACUCGAUCUGACAUUUAAAAAAAUAAAAUUUCGAAUAUUAUUGCGAGCAUAGGAAAUAAAAAUGCCGAUUUCGGCUCUAGAUGUAAGAACAGCAAAGCUAAUUACUACGACGCAGAUAAUAACUUCUGUGUAUGCUGUGGUUAAGGAAUUAAUAGAGAAUGCACUUGAUGCUGGUGCAGAUAACGUCGAAAUAAACCUUAUAGAUAAUGGUACAUCUUUAAUAGAAAUAAAGGACAAUGGUUACGGUAUAUCCAAAGAAGAUGCACCUUAUAUGGGAAUAGCUUCUUAUACAUCUAAAAUAUCAAAUUUUGAAGAUCUAGAUACAUUACAAACAUUUGGAUUCAGAGGAGAAGCACUUAGUGCUUUGUGUGCAGUGUCAGAAGUAGUUAUUAUAACAAAAACAGAAGAAGAUGCUGUUGGAACUUUAUACACAAUGAAUCAGGAUGGACAAGUUGUGAAAUAUGAAUCUUGUCACAGGAGUACUGGGACCACUGUACAAGCAAGAAAUUUAUUUAAGCAAGUACCUGUAAGAAGACAAAUAAUCACCAAUACAAAAACAGCUAAUCAAACUAUUAAAUUAUUAGAGACUCUAAUACAAUGUUUUGGGAUAUGUAAGCCAAAUAUACGAAUUCAGUUCAGAGUAAAUAACAACCUUGUAUUUACAAAACCAAGUCUAAAUAAUAUUAAAGAAGCUGCGAAUCAUGUACUUGGUAGAAAAAUCAUGUCUAAUAUGGAAUGGGUUGAACCCAUGGAUACUGCAUUUACUUUGCAACUAAUGUUGCCAUCAAAGAAGGUACAGGAUUUGUCAGAAAUUUCUCAUCCUGAUUUACAUUACAUUUUUGUAAAUAAUAGACCAAUUAAACAUAAGGAUCUUGAAAAGCUAGUAAAUGGAUUAAUAUUAGAAUAUUUUGAGCAAGAGUCACGUAGAAGAAAAAUUGUAUUUCUUGUAUACAUUAUUUUGGAGCCAAUGGAUAUUGAUGUUAAUUUAGAACCAAAUAAAACUAUAAUUCUCUUUAAAGAUCAGAAUAAAGUCUUUGAUACAAUUGAAAAAUGCAUAAGAAAAUUUUAUGGACUUAAAUCUAUGGAAAUUACUGAACAAGCCAUAUCACACGACACGUCUGCUUGUUAUGAAGAUUAUACUCUCAAUUUGAAUGAGAAUAUUACUGACACUAACAAUGAAUGUCCUGCAUCUAAAAAACGAAAAAUACAUGCUCAAGAGAAAGUGAUUCAAGAUGUCCAAGAGGAGCCAGUGCUUAUUAAUCGCUAUGAUGCUGUCACAAAUAGAUGUGAAUAUUUUCCUCAAGACGAACAACAGAAUUUAAUUCAAGAUCAGCAACAUCAGCACAAUGAUGAAUCGAUUCUAACAGUUCAUAUAGAAUCACCGAAUUUAAGUGAAUCCGAUUCAAAUGAUAGUAUUUCUGCAAUUUCGUCGAAUAUUAAGAUGGAAGAGGAAGGUGAAACUUUGAGUCAGUUACCUGUAGUAGACCUUGGUGAAGAUUUUGACUUCACAGAAGUGACACGAAACUGUGACACUUCAAUGAAUGAAAACGAGAAUAAACUAAAUGAGAAUCGAGAAAAGAAACAAGUUUCACUAGAGGCAUGGAGUAAAGGACACGUCACUGGUCUGAAGGGCGGUACAGAUAUAACAUCUGAUGUUGCUAUUGAGAGGCAAUUAAGUGGUGAUUUAAACAGUAAAACUAAUACGAGACUGACACUAGGUAAAGCACAUGUAGAUCGCAAAGAGCUUAAAUUUCUAAAACACGUUAGAUUGCAAGUUUCGAGAGAAAAUCCUACACUAACAGCAGCGCAAACUGCAAAAAAGAUUACCGAAUUCUGGAAGCAAUUAUCGUCUGAAGAACGUGGUUAUUAUCGAGAUGUAGCGCAGGAAGAAGAAGAAAAACAUCAAGUGUGUAAGAAAGCUGAGGAAAGAGGCGAGGCAAAUAAAGCAGGCACGGAGAAUAAUAAGAGCAGACUCUUACAACUAUUUGAAAAAAUGAAGAACACUAAAAAUGAGAAUAAAGAGAAAUUAAAUAUGAGAACGAUAGUACCUUGGAUUAUUGACAGAACUAAAAUAAUUACAAGAAUUGAUUUUGAAAAUGGGCAUAUAAUAGGUCGAUUAACGUCUAACUUGUGGGUGGCUACAAUUUGUGAACAAAUAUGGGUCGUAGAUAUUACUGGUUUGAUCAAAGGCUUAAAAGUUCCCAAUAUUGAUCCAGAUGAGGGUUUCGUCAAGGUAGUUAAAAAUAAGCAGUACUUUAAGCGAUAUCAAGUUAAAUUCAAGAGGCGUCGUGAAGGAAAAACUGAUUACUAUGCUCGCAAGAGAUUAACUAUUCAGGACAAGAACAAGUAUAAUACACCUAAAUAUAGGUUGAUUGUACGUCUGUCCAAUAAGGACAUUACGUGCCAGGUUGCCUAUUCGAGAAUUGAAGGGGACAGAAUCGUAUGUGCUGCUUACAGCCAUGAGCUUCCCAAAUAUGGUGUUAAAGUUGGCCUUACCAACUACGCAUCUGCUUACUGCACCGGCUUGCUUUUGGCCAGAAGACUUCUUAAGAAAUUGGGAUUGGAUACUUUAUACACUGGUACCACUGAAGUGACCGGUGAUGAGUAUAACGUUGAGGAAUUAGAUGACGGUCCAGGUGCCUUCAGAUGUUAUCUAGACACAGGAUUAAUGCGUACCACAACAGGCGCUCGUGUUUUUGGUGCCAUGAAAGGUGCAGUUGAUGGCGGUCUUAAUAUUCCUCACAGCACCAAGAGAUUCCCUGGUUAUGACAGCGAAACGAAGGCAUUCAAUGCAGAUGUGCACAGACAACACAUAUUUGGCCAACAUGUCGCAAACUACAUGAGAACCUUGGAAGAGGAAGAUGAUGAGGCUUUCAAGAGACAGUUCUCGCAAUACAUUAAGCACGGCAUCUCUGCGAAUGAUAUCGAGAACAUCUACAAGAAAGCUCACGAGGCGAUCCGGACUGAUCCAGAACGUAAGAAGGUCACGAAGGAGAUUCAACCUAUCAAGAAAAGAUGGAACCGUGCGAAAUUGUCGUUGUCGGAGAGGAAGAACCGUGUGGCUCAGAAGAAAGCCUCGUUCCUUCUAACUUUGGAGGAAGCAGAAGUGUAACUUUAUUCUGGGGUUUUUCUUCAAUGUAUACACAAUUCAGUGUAUAUAAUCAAGAAUAAAGAAUCUUGAUAAAUUAAA